UAUAUGGGCGUCAUAAUGCCAACGCGCUAUCGCUUCUUCUACGUUCUUUAUUCGCUAUUCGUCAACAUGUUGGGUACAAUUUAUUUACCCAUCGGUUUUACGCUCAUCUUCUUCACUAUUUCAGCAGAGGAGGUGAAUAUCGGCAAUCUACUCACUUCGCUGCAAGUCACCUUCGACGUCUACGGCGGUUCUACCAAGCUCGUAAUUAUGGCCUUCAUGUUGAUAAAGCUGCGUGCCACAUACGUGCUUACUCAGCGGCUGGACAAACGUUGUCGUGCCGCAGAUGAAGUCACUGAACUGUACAAAUUGGCGCGUUUCGGAAAAAAGGCUGUCAUCUUUUUUUUCACCAUCUUUCUCAGCUACUCGGCCAGCACGUUCCUCGGCUCCAUUAUUAUGGGUCAUCCGCCGUAUGCGCUGUAUUUCCCCUUUCUCAAGUGGCGUCGUUCGAAGCCCGAAUUUCUCAUCGCGUCAGUACUUGAAUUCAUC
This is a messenger RNA of Rhagoletis pomonella (apple maggot), 486 nucleotides long. RefSeq names its product odorant receptor 42a-like. The record is from RefSeq and is a predicted model, not a curated record. Lineage: Eukaryota; Metazoa; Arthropoda; Insecta; Diptera; Tephritidae. Gene Ontology annotation, biological process: sensory perception of smell. The transcript has a single exon. Gene Ontology annotation, cellular component: membrane. Gene Ontology annotation, molecular function: olfactory receptor activity; odorant binding. The annotation marks the transcript as partial.